Messenger RNA from Erythranthe guttata (spotted monkey flower), 1075 nucleotides. RefSeq names its product B-box zinc finger protein 25. Lineage: Eukaryota; Viridiplantae; Streptophyta; Magnoliopsida; Lamiales; Phrymaceae. Gene Ontology annotation, cellular component: nucleus. Gene Ontology annotation, molecular function: zinc ion binding. The record is from RefSeq and is a predicted model, not a curated record. Gene Ontology annotation, biological process: regulation of DNA-templated transcription; photomorphogenesis.
ACAUGGCGAUUUUUGCCCCCAAAAUUGAUGUGUGCAAAUACGAAUCCUUAUCGUCUUGACCUAAUUUUUCAACAAAGAACAUGUUUUUGUCGCUUUCAACUCCAAAUUCUCGUCGAAGGAUCUUCGAUCAGAUAUUUAUUCGAUAAAAAGAAAAAGGAAAAAAAAAGGAAAAUGGGAAUACCUAAUUUUCUAGGGUAUGUGUGAGAAAUUGAAAGAGGAGCAGUGAAAAGUUUUGAUCUUUCUCACCGUAAGAUGCAGAUACUCUGUGAUGUGUGUGAGAACGCCGCCGCAACCGUGGUUUGCUGCGCCGGCGAGGCCGCAUUGUGCGCCGAGUGCGAUGUACAAGUGCACGGAGCGAACAAGCUUGCUCGCAAACACCAAAGGCUGCUUCUAGAAUGUCUUUCCGAUAAGCUUCCUCCUUGUGAUAUAUGCCAAAAAGUGGCUUUUGUUUUCUGCGUGGAGGACAGAGCACUGUUUUGCAAGGACUGUGAUAAGCUCAUUCAUUCAGCCAAUAGCCUUACCGCAAAACACCAGCGUUACUUAGCUACUGGAAUACGAGUUGCUUUGAGCUCUAGUUGUAAUGACGAAAGUUCGAGAGUCCAAAUUGAGCCAAAGCCUCCGAAAUCAAAUUCAACACUUACUUAUUUGAAAAUCGAGCCACAGAUUGCUUCGGGUGCUUCUUCACCUUCAUGGGCUGUCGACGAGUUUCUACAGUUUUCAGAUAACGAAUCCCCUGACAAGAAGGAGCAUCUUGAAUUUAGUGAGCUCGAGUGUUUGACAGACGCUAAUCUCAUCGGUCACGAGUCAACGGAAGUACCUCAACUAUCAGUGUCUCUUCAGCCAAGCAACUUAGACUUAAACAAGGCUACCAAAUUGUACACUGCCCACAAAAGGCCUAGAAUUGAUGAAACCCUAGAUAAUGAUGAAGAGCAUUUCACAGUUCCUAAUCUUGGUUGAAAUAAUCUUUGAUGAUUGAUGGCAACAAGAACAUGCAUUGUAAUUUGUAAUUUGUAAAUAGAAAAUGUUUCCGUGUAUUUAAGAAACAAGCAAUGCUGUAAUGCUAUUUUAUGAUUAG